GAAAGAGCAAACGAGGGAGUAAGAGAGAGAUAGAGAUCAAGAAAGAGAAGCGAGAGCGAGUUAAAACGCUGAACGAGAUACGUAAGAGACAAAGGCCACGGCGGCAUAACCUCCAAGCGAUUCGAUCGUACCGCGCGGUUUGGGAAUACCCUGUCGUCGUGGAUCGUUUCGAAGGAUUACUCGAUACGCAUUAUUUACGAGAGAUUAUAUUUUUACAAGUGCACGCCUGCUGCCCGGGCUUCCAUAUAUGAAUUGUUGCACGAGUGAGAGAGAGAAAGAGCACGUGUAUGCAAACGUAUUUUACUCGAGAUACAAGGAGACGUCGUUUUGAAGUGAAAGAGCGGGACGAUUGUUUGUAUGGUCGUGUUUUUCCGCGACAUCUGGUAUACGAUAGACCGUAGUCCGCGAGUGUUGUCUACUGUGUAAACAAAUUCGUUGUUGCGUCGUCAGCGAAGAAAAAGGGAAAACGAAAAAUAGGAGAAAUUUGGAGGCCGCAGAUAAUAUUUUCAGUGGUGUAGUCCACAGUUGAUGGAUGAAACUGGCAGGAUGCUGCAACACGGUGGAUCAGGUGUUGGUUUGAUGGGAGGUAAUCAGGGCCAAGGGGCUCAAAAUACCGCUGGGUACGGAAGCAUGGGACCCGUCGAUGGGACCGCGACACAAGGUCCUGAUCAGGCUGUUGAAGCCAGGAAACAGGACAUCGGUGAAAUCCUUCAACAAAUUAUGAACAUCACUGAUCAGAGCUUGGACGAGGCGCAAGCGAGGAAGCACACCCUGAAUUGCCAUAGAAUGAAGCCUGCCCUGUUUUCGGUCCUCUGUGAAAUCAAAGAGAAAACAGUGCUGUCGUUAAGGAACACUCAGGAAGAGGAACCGCCCGAUCCGCAGCUAAUGCGAUUGGACAACAUGUUGAUCGCGGAGGGUGUUGCCGGGCCGGAAAAGGGUGGCGGAGCGGGAGCAGCGGCAUCGGCCUCGGCGGCUGCAGCGGCUGGACCACCUGGACAACCCGACAACGCUAUCGAACAUUCGGACUACAGAGCCAAGCUUGCUCAAAUUAGGCAGAUCUACCAUCAGGAAUUGGAGAAAUACGAACAGGCGUGUAACGAGUUCACUACCCACGUAAUGAAUUUACUGAGGGAACAGAGUCGUACAAGGCCGAUCACGCCGAAGGAGAUCGAAAGGAUGGUUCAGAUCAUUCACAAGAAGUUCUCGAGCAUCCAGAUGCAGCUCAAACAGUCCACCUGCGAGGCAGUCAUGAUCCUUAGGAGUCGAUUCCUCGACGCGAGGCGUAAAAGACGAAACUUUAGCAAGCAGGCCUCCGAAAUCCUGAACGAAUACUUUUAUUCGCACCUCAGUAAUCCUUACCCGAGCGAAGAGGCCAAGGAAGAGCUCGCGCGAAAAUGUGGUAUCACCGUGAGUCAGGUUUCCAAUUGGUUCGGCAACAAGAGGAUACGCUACAAGAAAAACAUAGGUAAAGCACAGGAGGAGGCGAACUUGUACGCAGCCAAAAAGGCAGCUGCAGCUUUUGCAGGAGCGUCGCCGUACAGUAUGGGUGGCGCGAGCCAAGGCACCCCAACGCCGAUGAUGUCGCCGGCGCCUCCCGGUGGCCCGCAAGACAUGGCCGGAUACGGGAUGGGCAUAAAUGGUAGCGACUACGGCUCGCAACCGUACAACGACGGCUCGAUGGGCUACGAUCCUAUGCACCAGGAGCUGUCGCCUUGAAAUACUUAGAGGAAUCGCAAGAAGAAACGCAAAACAGACAAUUACGAGAAUCAAUACGAUCUAGAGACGCAUAUGUGUAAGAUGAUGUAUCGUGAAAAUGCUCGCGCAAUCCGAUCACCUCACUAUCUGUGAUCCGAGGCUCGCCUCUAACGGGCGGGUAAUACGAACUAAAAAAAAAAAAAAUCGAUAUUAAGCUAUUAACGUUAUGUAAUAGAUAUUCUCCAAGCGAGAAGCGUUCACGUUCUUACCGCGACGCGCAAUGAUGGAAGAAUGAACGCUCGUGUAACAGCGACGGAUCGGCGAAGAACUCUGGUUUACCAAUCAAGGAUUAACGAUUUUAACGUACAGUUAACGCUAAGGAAGUUUGCCCUAAAAACACGAAGAUAGCACGACAUCCGUGAAAAGGAAAAAGCAACUGUGAACCGUGGAAACUACUCUACUUUGGUCUCUUUCUCCUUUUUACUGUUCAUUCCCUUCCUUCGUCUUCUUCUUCUACUACUACUACUUCUACUUCUACUUUUUCCUGUUCCCCUCUUUCUCUUUUUCAUUUUGUUGGAUGCUGUUGUUCGAUAAUCAAGCGUGAACGCCGUGAACGCUUCUAUGCAUUGACGCCACCCUUUCCCCUCUCAGCGACCCUAUCGCGGCUCAUCGUAGCCGGUAAAAAAAAAAAAAAAAAAAAAAAAAAAAAAAACGAAAAGACAACGUUAAAAAGAGCGUAUUAGUGAAAUGAUAGAAAUGAGAGAAGAGUACGAACGGGAUACAGAACAGAAACGAAGCAAUGGUCCUGCGACGCAACACUAAUGUAUACGAUUUUUCAACAUGAAAAUAUUAUAUAUUGUAGCUAUACAUAUAGAAGUAUAUAAAAGAGAAUAGUACAUAGGCAAACGUGUAACGGCUAAGUACAUCACUGUAACGACGAUGCUAAUUAGUAGGACAAAAAUUUAUUUUAUUAUUAUUGUCUAUUAUUAUUAUCAUUAUUAUUGCUAUUGCU
This is a messenger RNA of Dufourea novaeangliae, 2707 nucleotides long. RefSeq names its product homeobox protein extradenticle (gene exd). The transcript has 8 exons. Gene Ontology annotation, molecular function: DNA-binding transcription factor activity, RNA polymerase II-specific; RNA polymerase II cis-regulatory region sequence-specific DNA binding. The coding region runs from base 529 to 1716 and encodes 395 amino acids. Lineage: Eukaryota; Metazoa; Arthropoda; Insecta; Hymenoptera; Halictidae. Gene Ontology annotation, cellular component: nucleus. Gene Ontology annotation, biological process: regulation of transcription by RNA polymerase II; animal organ morphogenesis; embryonic organ development. The record is from RefSeq and is a predicted model, not a curated record.